Molecule: messenger RNA, 1839 nt
Organism: Ilex paraguariensis (yerba mate)
Lineage: Eukaryota; Viridiplantae; Streptophyta; Magnoliopsida; Aquifoliales; Aquifoliaceae
Source: the annotation of a GenBank genome assembly
CCGCCACUUGACAUCCACUCAAACGGUCGUCGUUGCUCUUCCCAUCACUCUCUCUCUCUUUCUCUCCCGCGACAUGAACUAAACACCUCAGCAUAGUUAACAGAGUAACACAACACCCAUUUUCUCUCUCUAAAACCUAUGGAGUCCCGAGUUCUCUCACGCGCCACCGGCAUUCCCAGCGUCCCAGCACUGCGAAAGCAGCCGUCAAGGCUCAUCCCCACCACCAGCUUCGCCACCGUGAAAACAAUCGGAGCUGUUGGAGAUGGCGGUAACCUCAUAUGGGGGAGGCAACUCCGGCCAGCUAUUCUACUUGAAAGCUCGCCGGCCAUCGGAAUCUGUCUUCCCACUACCAAAAAAGAGAUUCUCCGGCCGAGCAUGGCCGCUGCGUCUUCGCCGGCUGAAGGAAGUGAUUCCGCCGGGGAUGCUAAGGUGGCUCCAAUCGGGUUCUUCGAGAAGUACCCGGCCCUUGUAACCGGGUUCUUCUUCUUCAUGUGGUACUUUCUUAAUGUGAUCUUCAACAUAAUCAACAAGAAGCUCUACAAUUACUUCCCUUAUCCUUAUUUUGUGUCAGUAAUACAUUUGUUUGUUGGGGUGGUGUAUUGUUUGGUGAGCUGGACUGUGGGCCUUCCUAAGCGCGCCCCUAUUGACUCAAACCUUCUUAAGCUGCUCAUCCCUGUCGCUGUGUGUCAUGCCCUAGGCCAUGUGACCAGCAAUGUCUCAUUUGCAGCAGUUGCAGUUUCGUUCACCCACACAGUCAAAGCACUCGAGCCGUUCUUCAAUGCCGCUGCAUCUCAAUUCAUUCUUGGACAGCAAAUACCCCUAACUCUCUGGCUAUCAUUGGCUCCGGUUGUCCUUGGUGUAUCAAUGGCGUCAUUGACUGAGCUUUCUUUCAACUGGUUGGGCUUCAUCAGUGCGAUGAUUUCCAAUAUCUCCUUCACUUACCGGAGUAUAUACUCAAAGAAAGCCAUGACUGAUAUGGACAGUACCAAUCUGUAUGCCUACAUCUCCAUCAUCGCUCUCAUCGUGUGUAUUCCACCUGCCAUAAUUAUUGACGGACCUCAACUGAUUAAGCAUGGGUUUAGUGAUGCUAUUGCAAAAGUAGGGGUGACAAAGUUCCUCUCAGAUCUCUUCUGGGUGGGAAUGUUCUACCACCUGUACAAUCAGCUGGCAACAAACACCCUUGAGAGGGUGGCACCGCUUACACAUGCAGUUGGAAAUGUGUUGAAACGGGUGUUUGUGAUUGGCUUCUCAAUCAUAGUCUUUGGUAACAAGAUUUCUACUCAAACUGGCAUAGGAACAUGCAUUGCAAUUGCUGGAGUGGCUAUCUACUCAUUUAUCAAGGCCAAGAUGGAAGAAGAGAAACGACAAAUGAAAGCAGCAUGAGACAAAGAGAGGCAUCAACAUGGGAGGAAUCUUUCGUGUAGAUUUCAAUAUUUUUCCUCUAAAAGAAGCAAAUGGCGGAUUAAAUAUUUCUCAAUAAUCGUGUAAUUAUUUUUUCAAUUAUAUUUCUUGUCAUUCACAGUACAGACAAUUGCUAAUUUGCAACUGGAAUAAUGUAUUGAGAUCAUCUCUCCAAACCUACUUUUGGCAAUUACAAGCUCUGACUUGAGUUAACAGAAUCGUGAGAGGAUGAAACAUAUGUAACAGUUUAUUAUUAUCGGAACAGUCUUGUGAAGUUUUCUCUGAAUCUUCGGUUUUUUGAGAAUAUGUUUUUCCUAUGGAAAAGAGUAACACAAGGUUUAGAAAAUCAUGGAUUCUACAAGUGGAAAGCUACAUUGAAGAAGCCAUUCUUAGUGUAGUCUGAAUGUAAAUGAAUGUUUGUGUUUGUUAGUUUGACAG